Sphaeroforma arctica JP610 is the source of this 1197-nucleotide messenger RNA. RefSeq lists its product as hypothetical. The record is from RefSeq and is a predicted model, not a curated record. Gene Ontology annotation, molecular function: lipid binding. Bases 124 to 1050 code for a protein of 308 amino acids. NCBI's taxonomy places the organism in Eukaryota, Ichthyosporea, Ichthyophonida. The transcript is spliced from 11 exons.
CUGGGAUUUUGCUCUUGUAUCUUGGUAACGUGGGGUGCUGUUCAUAUUCUGGGACGGAGACUUGAGCGCUACAUCCGUGCACUCGAUAAUGGUACUCUGCGCCGAGUCCUUCGCGAGCAACAGAUGAACAGCGAGGAUGGCCGGGAGAGUGCAGAAUGGUUGAACCAAGUUAUGAAUGCUGCAUGGGACUGUCAGCGGAAGGUGUGGUCCGAACGGCUGCGUGCCAAACUGGACGGCUUGCUUGAGAUGAAUAAACCAAAAUACCUGGAAGAUAUUUACGUCGAUCAACUGGGCUUGGGCGAAAAUAGUCCUAAAUUUCACUCAAUAGCAGCCCAUCGUAUUAAGCGUCAAGCCAAUACCAACAACUUCGAAAUGGUGAUUGAUGCCAAGUUCUCAUACGAAGCGUCGACUGCCAAUGUUGUGUUCGUGACAAAACUGCGUGCCAUCGGUGUGUCCAUGUCUCUGUCCUUGGGUAGUAUCCGGUUGAUGGGCGAGGCCCGUAUCACGCUAUUGUGGCAUCCAGGCAGUGCCACCCUGAAAGGAAUGGAACUGAGCCUGCGCUCUUAUCCCACUCUGGACUACGUGAUGCGACCGCUCAACACUUUUGAUGCCACUGAGAUUCCACUGCUCUCUGGAUGGCUAACAGACACGCUCAGCACUCUGAUCAAGAACAGUGUCGUCAAUCCAAAUAAGAUCUGCAUUGAUCUUAGUUCUCACACUAAUCCCAACUGCGAUGAUACAGAUCAAUUCGGAGAGGUCAUCGGCCACAUCAUGAUUGCCUGUCCCAGCCUCGACAACCUUGAAUUUUUCAAGAAGAGUAGCAUCCGAUACUCCAUUGACGUAACAUUACAGAGCCCGAGCCGAGUGCAAGAUUCGACAUCCACUGUUAUCAGCACAACAGGUCUGACCACCAUGGUUGUACGUGCAAGGGUAAACAAUGCGCACAUAUAUCAACUUCGAUCGGCUUCUGAUGUGUCAGUAUGGCUGAGGCAUCGAUUGAUAAUUGGGGAGCGGCAUAUGAGAGGCAGAAGCAUAUUUCUUGGCUUGUAAUUUUCAAAUGUACACACAUAAACAAGGUUAAUGUAUACACGUUCAAAAAAAAUAUGGAAAGUUAGCUCUUCCUUUCCUUCCGAUACACACACGCUUGUUGAAGAUUAGAAUUCGAUCAUAGCAUUUAAUGCAGAGAAAUAAAAAAAU